CUUCUGUAGGGUUUUGGAAACGCCCUUUUGUGGCCCUUUCUUCUGAGAUCUCCCUCUCUCUCUCUCUUUCUUUCUCUCUCUGACCCUAAAACAGACACAUCCCAUGGUAAUGGCGUCCGCGACAUUGAGAAACGCAAGCCUUCGCUACAUUUGUCGUUCUCUCACUUCUCACGCUCUUGGCCGGCUCGCGCCACCGAGGCCAUACCUUCGCCUCCUUCACGGAGCUCCGGAGACUCUGCACCGUGGAUCUCUUCCUCUUUGUCCAUCGGAAUUUCAGCUGUAUCACCGAUCGCAGUGUUUCGCUGUGUGCCCUAGAUAUUUUUGUAGUUCUACUGGUUCCACCACUGUUAUUCAAUCGAAUUCUGCGACCAGUGGAUCUUCUGAAGGUAGCUCUGGACAAGGUGAGGAGAAGCCUGGUCAAUCGCAACGCACUGCUGAACAAGGAAAACCUGUUCGCGGCGGGAUCUUAUUGCUCGUUGAUUUGAUUGCAUAUUCUUGUAUAUUGGUGAGAGGCAAACCUAGCAGUAUAAGCCGGAUGUCUACUGGAUCUCCCACGCAUUGGGAUCGUUUGUCAGUGAUAUUCACUCAUAAACCUGUCUCAUGGUUGAGCUUUCUUUUGCUUGUUGCUACUGGAGCAGGGCUGAUCUUCUACUAUGACAGAGAGAAGAAACGGCAUAUUGAAGAAAUCAACAAUGCCUCAAAUGCUGUAAAACAGGGACCCUCUGUGGGGAAAGCAGCUAUUGGGGGUCCGUUUAGUCUCGUCAACCAUAAUGGAAAAGCAGUAACUGAUAGAGAUUUUUUAGGAAAAUGGACAGUGAUAUAUUUUGGUUUCACGCACUGCCCAGAUAUCUGUCCAGAUGAGCUACAAAAGCUUGCUGCUGCUGUUGAUAAAAUAAAGGAAAAAGCAGGGAUUGAAAUUGUACCAGUAUUCAUUUCAGUUGAUCCUGAAAGAGACACUGUUGAGCAAGUUCAUGAAUAUGUUGAAGAAUUCCACCCGAGUUUAGUUGGACUAACUGGUAAUCCGGACGAGAUAAAGAAAGCUGCCCGUGCAUUUCGAGUCUACUACAUGAAGACGGAAGAGGAAGGCUCAGACUAUCUCGUCGAUCACUCAAUAGUCAUGUACCUGAUGGAUCCCAGCAUGGAAUUUGUCAAGUUCUUUGGGAAGAACAAUGACGUUGAUCAGCUAGCCGAUGGCAUAAUUAAAGAAGUAAAGCAGCAUAAGAAAACAAAAGCAUGAUUUUGCGUGCCUAUCUUUAAUGCCUGGGAACUAUUUUUCUUGCUGUCAUUUCUAUUUCGGUAGCUGCUUA
This is a messenger RNA of Diospyros lotus (date-plum), 1307 nucleotides long. Its product is annotated as protein SCO1 homolog 1, mitochondrial. The coding region runs from base 104 to 1237 and encodes 377 amino acids. The transcript is spliced from 8 exons. The record is from RefSeq and is a predicted model, not a curated record. NCBI's taxonomy places the organism in Eukaryota, Viridiplantae, Streptophyta, Magnoliopsida, Ericales, Ebenaceae. Gene Ontology annotation, biological process: mitochondrial respiratory chain complex IV assembly.